AUGGGAGCCAGAACUACGAAGUCUCACACGCUGUUUCUCGACUCCAGUUCCGAUGUGGAUGAGGAGGCUAGUCAGGACUCAGCACGCUGCUUUAUGGGUGCGGAAUAUCAACAGAUACUGCAGCCGCUGGGCCUGACAACACAGAAAGCUGAACGACGCAGAGACGAUUUGCGCCAGCUGGCAAUGAGAUACGAGGUGGAAUGCUUGGGAGCCUCCAGUUACGAAAGACUGCAGGUGCUCCGCGAUUGCAUGCAGAAAAGGCAGGAACAUCAGCAGAUCCUGAGAACAGCCAUCACAGCGCACGGCGGUCCGACGGCUCGUCUGAAUGCCCAAGUAGAGCUGCUGGAAGCGGAACGUCUGAUGAAGCAGACGAAGCAGGAACUGGAAGAAUCUGGCUUCUGGUGCCUAGUGCCCGCUGAUCCAAAAGAAGUGGAGGUGGAACGGCAGAUUCGCGACAUUCAACGCUGGGAGCGUGCCUUCGACGAUUGGGUGCACACGUUGAAUGAACUGACCCCGAGGCUUUUCGUUGAAAUUGUGACUCUUCUUCGCAUCGAAUACAACCAGGAGAACUUAAACCGCUUCUUGCGAAGCUUGAGCCUGGAGUUGACUUGGAACAGAGUGGAGGCACGCGUCCAGGAAAUGUUCAGCUGGAAGGACCCUAAGAGGCAUCUCAGCCCGUGGGAUCUCUUCAAGCCUCAGGAGCGCAACUUUUGCGUUAUAGGUUGCGAGAACGGAAGGGAACUACACAGGUUUGAGGAGAGCAUUAGCCAGAAGAAGUUUCCGGAAGGAGGGGACUGCUGCCAAGUGCUCAGGGAGUUUGCCAGCAAAACGUUUGGUGGGCAGCAUGCCUUGAUCUUCGAGGCAACUUACAGCAUCUCACCGGCAGUGCAGCUCUUUGAGCUUUCAGAUAUGGAUCUCACACUCACGCUCAAGGCGCUUGUAGAUGCUGGGCAAGGCAGCCAGUGCUUCAACACGGUCUUGGGCAAAACGAUCGUGCGGGAGUCUCUGCGGAGAACUAUUGGCUUCCGACUGCUGGACGGCUUUGUGGAUGUAUUGAUAGUGAUCUUGUUGGCACAUCUGGGAUACAAAGUGCAGAUCCAGCAGAAGCCCGAAACGAGAACGCUGUGGAGCUUCGGCGCGCUGGGCAUUUGGGUCUGUAUUGCAUGCUUAGGCAGGGUUCUCUCUGGGCUCCGGUUAUUUUGGGACUCGGUGCGUCCAUGCUCAAGCUUCCUCGCAGCAAUCGCGAAGCAUCUCACCUUGUGGAAUUCCUUGAUCACGCUGGCGGAGCUGUUCUCGGUGUAUGUGGGCAUGCGGUUUCUUAGUUUCCUACCCGACCCGGACUUAGCAGGCUUUGACUUCUUCCAGGCUCAUCCUGUAAUGAUCUCAGCCCUCGUCUUGAUACGAUGGACAUUACUGGCCAUUGACUUCUUCCAACUCGAAGAAAUCGGUCGCCGCGUGGUUCCCAUUGUUCACGCGGUCAGCCGGCCAGCCUCCGUCUACUUCCUUUUCUUCUUGGCACUGAUGUUGGCUGGAUCUUUUCAGGCCUACAGCGUAUUCCCCAUAGAGGAGAACAUCGGCGGAGCCAACAAGGUGCUAGACACGUUCCUUAAAAUCUUCCGCCUCGAAGUUCUGGGUGACUUCGACCUGAACGAGCUGGAGGGAAUCAAUGACAAAUUGACUGGCAAGGUAGAAGCGAGCAAUGGGACCAUUCAUGGCGAUGUCGACGCCGACCCGUCUGAUUGGAGUGACAAGUACCACCGGGGAGUGAGAUUCGAAUUCAUGGCAUUGAGCCUCGGGGUGACAGUCGUGGUGAUGAAUGUCUACAUCGGUUUGCUGGGCAGUCUCUAUGAUAAUGCCACGAAGAGGAAGAAUCAGCUGUAUGCACAUUAUCUCGCAAGCUGCUGCUACCGACACCUCUGCUUGAGGCUUCUACUAUGGCAGAUUUGCUGCUGUGGAGCACCUUGUGCCGCUUGUCACGAAGAUGCUGAGGAUGAGGGUGCUGGCGCAAGGUUGUAUUGGCUGGCGUAUGAGAAGGACACCCUGCUGGACGGCAAUGACGACUGA
Messenger RNA from Symbiodinium sp. CCMP2456, 2064 nucleotides. The record is from the annotation of a GenBank genome assembly. Lineage: Eukaryota; Dinophyceae; Suessiales; Symbiodiniaceae.